AUGACUCGUGUCUUUAUGGAUAUUUCGGCUGACGCGAAGCCAAUCGGUCGAUUAGUUUUUAAGCUUAACACCGAUAUUUGUCCUCGAACAUGUGAAAACUUUCGUCGAUUGUGCACUGGCGAAAUGGGGUUUGGAUACAAGAAGUGCAUCUUCUACCGAGUUGUUCCAACAUUUUGUGCCUGUUCGGGCGAUUUCGAAACUCAGAACGAGACGCGAGAGGGCGGAAAAUCAACGUUCGGCACAAAAUAUUUCGACGAUGAAAACUUUGUGAUUCGCCAUACAAAACGAGGAAUUCUUGGAAUGGAUAAUUAUGGAUGGGAAAAUACGAAUAGCAGCCGAUUCUACAUUACAUUUGCACCGGCUUCGUGGAUGGACAACUUUCAUGUAGCAUUUGGAGAACUCGUUGAGGGAUUUGACGUUCUUGACAAAAUUGAAAGCCUUGGCGUUCUUGAAGGGAACGGCCCACAACGUGGAAGAACAACACAGAAAAUAACAAUCGAAAACUGCGGACAACUAUAA
Messenger RNA from Caenorhabditis bovis, 519 nucleotides. The record is from the annotation of a GenBank genome assembly. NCBI's taxonomy places the organism in Eukaryota, Metazoa, Nematoda, Chromadorea, Rhabditida, Rhabditidae.